CGCUCGCAUGACGACAUUCUCUAAACAGGAAAUGGAGGGAAAUGUGGGCCAGUAGACUAGGAAGAGAUCAAGGCCGUGUCGCUGUAUCAUGGCUGUGUAAACUUCCUGCUUUUGGCUGAUCUAUUCGUAGCCGGUCUCGUUUUAAUAGCGCUUCCACAAAUCAUUGGUGCGAUUAGUACGAUUGAUAUUUGAUAGAUACCAGCUGGUGCCGAAUUACGUUCUUUAAUCCUGACCGAAGCCUUGUUGUAAAUCUGUUUAGUGUUCAUAUUUCGCAACCCGUAGUCAAUAUUCACAGAUAUCCUGUAGUUACAAUAUUCCCAAUUUACUAUUGUAUCUAUGGAUUGUUCGCGGAUAACUCGGUCAUACACAGCCCGAACGUUACACCAGUUGGAUCUGUUACGAGCUGGUUAUCAAUGGACGGAUAUUGUACUGUCGGCCGAAGAGGCCGGCAUCGAAUUUCCCGCGCACAAAUGCGUACUAGCCUCCGCCAGUCCAUAUUUUAACGCCAUGUUGCGGAACAAUGCUUUUGUGGAAGCGGAGAAGAAAACCAUCGUUUUGAAAGGAGUAACGGAAAAGGGUAUCCGACUGCUGCUCCAGUUUAUUUAUUCUGGGCAAAUCACAUUGUCAAUGGAGUUUCUAGAAGAGGCUCUGAAAAUUGCGACCCUCACACAGGUGGACGAAUUAAUCGCAGUAUGCGAAAAUUUCUUGAUUGACUCGAUCGAACUGGAUAGUUGCGUGGACAUUUGGCACCAUGCUGUGGUGUUUUCUCUACAUCGGCUGCAAAACCGUAUUCUGGACUUUACCGGCAGAAACCUGACCAAUAUCGACCAGAAAGUUCUGUUGCGGUUUGAAGGUGAUUUUAUGAUACGGUUACUGCGGGACACUGUGAUUACCUCGCUGGAAACCACGGUGCUGAACAUUGUCGUGCAGUGGAUUCAGUUCAACUACAAAUGUCGGGAGAAAUAUGCCAAAAAAUUCCUAAACCACAUUUACUGGGAUCGCAUUCACAUGCGCGAUACGCGUGCCGUUUCCGUCAAAUGUGUCAAGCCGCUGCGACAGUUGAUCAUCGACAGCAGCAAAUCUCCGCCACCGUCCGUACCUCGCGGAAUGCAGCGCUGUAUUCUGAUGCUGGGUGGAUUUGGUCUGGAUGGUCCCACUAACGAGAUUAAAUUUGUCACGAUUAACAACAAAACUGGUAACGUCGGAACAGUCUGGAAACCGCUGACGCGUUUGCCGAUGAAAUAUCGCACCGUGGACUUUGCGACUUGUCCCCUUCCGGAUGGAGGAAUACUCAUUUGUGGUGGAGCUUAUUUUGAUGAUAAUAUGAACGAAUCACGCACAUCUUCAGUGUACAUUUACGAUGUGCACAACAAUCGCUGGAUACUGGCGAAUUCAAUGAAGAAAGCCCGAUCCGGGUGUGUUUCGGUUUGGUUCAGAAAUUUUGUGUACGUUUUUGGCGGCGACGAGGACGGCCAUUCGACAUAUGAACGCUACAACCUAUGCAACAAUUCCUGGGAAUUCAUCGGCAUGUGUCCGUUUUCGGCGGAAAAUUUCGCAUUAUGCACUACCAAAGAUCGAAUACUGAUUUCCGGUGGACUGGAAAACUUCGAUUCCCCUUGCCGGGAUUUCUGGGCGUAUGAUCCAGAAAAUGCGCUGUGGUCACGACUGCUGCCGCUGCCGGUGACCUGCAACGACCAUUGCAUGUUUUAUCACGCCAAGAAAGUCUACUCCGUCGGCGGCUGGACAGUUAAAGCAGGCGAACAAAUUAUUUUGAAGGAAGUGUUUGCUUUUACACCGGAAUCUGGAUGGCAGCGAGAAAACUGGGAUGUACCAUUCGCUAAAGCCUUCCAGCAGUAUGUGUUCACCGGCAAACAUCUUGCGGUCAUCGGAGGCGGGUCCCUCAAGGCGUCUGAUCGUCUGCCUCAACAAAAAUCUAAUCUGGUCAAAAACCGACAGGUGUCUCUGACGUAUUUCGAUCUGGCUGCCAAAGAAUGGGAGAACAAAGGACAGGAUAACCUGAUAGAUGCUAUCUGGGAUCAUGAAACCGUGGUCGCGUUUUUACCGAUCAGUGCCAGCUACGAAAACUGAAAUAACUUUGUCUGAUGCGUCCGUCGAUACUGUACAAACUCUGACUAAUUUUUUAUGCUUAAAAAUGACAUAAAA
This is a messenger RNA of Paramacrobiotus metropolitanus, 2163 nucleotides long. RefSeq names its product kelch-like protein 38. The record is from RefSeq and is a predicted model, not a curated record. NCBI's taxonomy places the organism in Eukaryota, Metazoa, Tardigrada, Eutardigrada, Parachela, Macrobiotidae. Gene Ontology annotation, molecular function: protein binding. The transcript is spliced from 3 exons. The coding region runs from base 337 to 2088 and encodes 583 amino acids.